Dendronephthya gigantea is the source of this 1213-nucleotide messenger RNA. Its product is annotated as GPN-loop GTPase 1-like. The coding region runs from base 2 to 1096 and encodes 364 amino acids. The record is from RefSeq and is a predicted model, not a curated record. The transcript is spliced from 5 exons. Gene Ontology annotation, molecular function: GTPase activity. NCBI's taxonomy places the organism in Eukaryota, Metazoa, Cnidaria, Anthozoa, Malacalcyonacea, Nephtheidae.
UAUGGCGGAAAGUGAGGGAAUUUCGAAAUCUGAAGAGAAACAAUGUUUAAAACCUGUUUGUAUAAUAACUUUAGGCAUGGCAGGGUCGGGAAAGACUACCUUUGUACAGCGAAUCAAUGCUCAUCUUCAUGCCAAGAAAACACCACCCUACAUUGUCAACCUUGAUCCAGCUGUUUAUGAAGUUCCAUAUCCAACAAACAUCGACAUUCGAGACACAAUAAAAUAUAAAGAAGUUAUGAAACAAUACAGUAUGGGUCCAAACGGAGGGAUUAUGACAUCACUCAACAUGUUUGCAACAAGAUUUGGUCAAGUUAUUGAAUUUAUUGCAAAAAGAGCUUCAGAAUUCAAGCAUGUGUUAUUUGAUACACCUGGUCAGAUUGAGGUCUUCACAUGGUCGGCAUCUGGAGCCAUUAUUACAGAGUCCUUAGCAUCAUCAUUUCCAACUGUGGUAGCAUAUGUCAUGGAUACAGCACGCUGUGUGAACCCAGUCACAUUUAUGUCAAACAUGCUUUAUGCUUGUAGCAUAAUGUACAGAACGAAACUUCCCUUUAUCGUUGUCCUAAAUAAGACAGAUAUUGUUGACCACAGUUUUGCAAAUAAAUGGAUGACAGACUUCUCAUCAUUUCAAGAAGCAUUGUCGCAAGAGACAACAUAUAUUUCCAGUUUGUCAAGUUCACUGAGUUUGGUCUUGGAUGAGUUUUACGAGGGCUUGCAUAGUGUGGGCGUAUCCUCCAUGACUGGGGCGGGGAUUGACGAUUUCUUUGAAGCAGUUGACAAGGCAGUGUUAGAAUAUGAAACAGAUUAUAAACCUGAAUAUGAAAAAUUAAAAAGGAAGAAAGAGGCUGAAUUAGAGAAGUCUAGACUUGAUCAAUUAGCAAAACUACAAAAGGAUCUUGGGCAUGGUGAAUCAGUUUCCAUGGAUACAGUAGAUCACCACCCACAGCCCAGUGUAAACCCAGAGAUUUCUCUUGGGGCUGGUGAUGAGGUGGGAGAGAAUGAUAACGGUGAAGAAGUGGCAGAUGAAAGACAAGAACAGAAAUCAUUCCAACGUUUCCUUUCUAGAGAACAUGAGAAAUCCUCCAGUUCAAAGACUUAGUUCUAUCACAUAUCUAAGAUCUUUUUCCAUUUUGACUGGAAUUAUCAUCAUAUAACAUUUAUUUAGACUUACAAAAUAAUUUAAUAUUUAUUUUCAUUCCUAACUAUAUAUAUAGAU